This is a messenger RNA of Penicillium brasilianum, 2929 nucleotides long. NCBI's taxonomy places the organism in Eukaryota, Fungi, Ascomycota, Eurotiomycetes, Eurotiales, Aspergillaceae. The record is from the annotation of a GenBank genome assembly.
GGAAUAUUAAACAUGAAGUAUCGCAUAAGGCUGACCGCCCAUUUUGAAGUCUUCAGUUACGGAGCUGAUCCUCCUGAUGGCCCCAGAGAGAACUCCAUUUCGUAUAUCUACAACCUCUCUCCCUUCUCUCUUCCCCCCCCCUUCCGCCCUUCCACCCUUCCACUCCCUUUAGCCCCUUGCAGUUUCCCUUCGCCGGGGAAAAUCUGACGCUAACCGCCCAUCUAUACGUCACACAUAUCUCUGUUGUGGUCGGGUCUUUCAUUCUUUCGUUUCUUCUUCGCGUCCUUCACUGAUCUUCAUUUCCAUUUUGAUCUUGUCUCCGCCCUAAUCCUUCCACCCCCACCCCACUAAUCGCCAAAACUGUCCUCGCGGUUGGCUUCCCCGCAACGAACGCGUGGACAGGCUUGGAUGCGUACGUGGGAUUUCCCAGACCUUAUAACCCCCCUCCUAGUGAUUGCGGGUUUGUUGGUAGGAGACCAAAUGUGGCUCCGCUAGAGUCCAAGAAUGCUGCUGAAUCUUGGCCUCGCAGCGGAUGCCGCAGCAGCUCAUUCAAUUGAUCCGGCCCAGCCAGAGUCUCCCCCAGCAUCGGCCCUGCCAUACUCACCCUCGUUCGCGUUUCCGGCACUACCAUUUCUGGAUACCUUUCGUAACCGCCUGAAGCAGCCCGGUCCUGCUACGCCCGCGGGACCAACCUCCACCGCGGCUAUGAGCCCAGUCAUGUCGACGCCGACGGAGGGCGAGUCUUCUACCGCCGCCUCAUCUGCGCUCGCACGGCCUCGAGCCAAUCGUGCGCCAACCUUUAAGAAGUCGUCGCGAUCUAAGACUUCAUACCAGUUCGCCCACCCGGCUUCGCAUGCCCGUCAUAAGCGCCUGCGAUUGCGACCGAAGCUCCUACUGCAGGUACAGCAAGUUUCGCAAACACCCAGACCCUUGCCCAUUAUAGACGUCCUUCCUUCGACUAUGUAUCUGCCUCGAUUAGCGCGAAAGUUUCCGGCUCUGUUUCGCCGAAAGAACGGCCUUGGUCCCUACGAUGUCAUUAUAGUCAUGAGCGAAUUGUACGAGAGUACCAGAGCGACCAUCCCGGAGAAGCACGCCAGCUCCGAAGACGACGAUGAGGAUCAUCGCGAAGUGGUCGCUACGGUCUGUCAGAUGCUUCAAGAAGAGGCCCGCCUCAAGGGGAAGGCGGAAAUUUGUCUCAACUUUGGACCCGUAUGGGAGGCGACCCCUCUUCCUAGUGGCUCGUAUGAGUUUGUUGCCCACACGAAUGAUGGGACUCGGGUCAUGCGAUGGGCAUUGCGAGGAGGGAAGACCCGCCGAGGAACUGUGUCCUCGGGAUCGCAAACGCGCGAUGACAUGAAACGGUUCACAUUCAGCGUCAUUGACCCCAAUACGCGUCGGCACCCAGUAAUCGCAUCAAUGACCAAAAACCAACUAGAAGUGAACGACGAGUAUUCCGCUGCGGUUGCACGAACGACCAAUGGACCCACCACCCCAAGUUCCGGCAUGUCCGUGGUGAGCGACAUGUCAGAUACAGAGGCGCCCGUGGAUGCCAAUGAUGUGGUUAUCCUUGACGAUGCGCUACGCACUUUGAUUAUCGUUACGGGGAUCUGGGUGGCUUUCCGGGAGGGCUGGUCGCAGAAUUUCAACUACGCAGACUCCGCAUCUGCACCUAACGGCAAGGGCGUCACAUCUCCAACCUCGUCGACCAAGUAUAGCUCGCCCACCGCAACCAAGAUUGAGAACGAGAACGAAAUCGAUCGCGACGAGUUCAGCCCGGUUCAGGAUUUCUCGACCGGGAAGCGCUGCAUGUCGAUCUCUAGUAUGAAGCGCGCCAAUACGAUGACACCACCUGAAGCCGCCAAAGGGGCUGGAAGUCUGUCCAGACGAUCCAACUCAACCGGCGCCGCAUUCAUGGACCGAGCCAAACGACGAAGCGCCUCGGCGGCUACCAAUCGACACAACCGCCACAGCAUGUUCACCGGCACUGGCGAGAAUGGCCGUGAUAUUGUAGUCUCUCGCCCUCCAUCUCUACGACAGAACUCAGUCGAACCCGAUGAUUCCCCUCAUCGCUUUGACGGACUCGAUGCCAAGCUCAAAGCCAACGCCGGUCCUGAAAUUCCCAAGCUCACUUUACAGCCGGAUCGUGGUCCGGAGCUUACUCUUGACGGUGCAUCUGACGUACCCUCCAAGGAGUCUGAAGCUGGAAAGACCAAACGUCGACACCGACUCAGCUCUCUCUUCACGAUCUUUCACCGAAAACACUGAUCCCCUUCUACGCAUGUAUACGCCCUGCAUCUUCCAGCGAAUCUCUCCCUGUAUCUCAUACCAGCAUUUUCCCCCCCCUUUUUUCGAUUUGCAUUUGGCUUGGGCGUUUCUUCUUCUUCUUCCUCGGCAUCGCAUAUCGUCUGGCACGGAGCGUUGACCAUUUUAACCAUUGACAUUCCUGGCAUAUCACAUCUCCUUUCUUUAUCAUAUAAAUGAUUUUGCCGGUCUCUCAUGCGGAUCGCACCUUGAUCUGGAUAUCACCGUGUAGAAGUGACACGCAAUGUUAAUCUCGUGGAAAAUGUGAUUUGGGUUCUCAUACCCAGCAUAGAGGCAAUCCGGACUUACCUGCCCGUCCAUUUGCCGUGUUGUGAAUUCGCAAGUCCCAAUCGUCUUUGCAACUUGUACCAGGGGAAGCAUACGUAAGAGGAAACUGAAUCAUUCAUUGAAUUAUGCCUAUGAAUGAGAAACUUUCUACGGCAUUCAUGUCGAUCCCAAGAAAGACAGUGCCCACCGACCCCAUCCAGAGCCAUAGGAAACCUCAAGUAUCGAUCAACGCUCCUGUCAACUCCCAUCAUAGAGCCAAGUUUCACCCUCCGGCCAAUAAGCUAGAACUGAGCAGUCUUGUUUUCCGGAGCAGCAGUAUACAACUGCUCCCCAUUCUUCU